This is a messenger RNA of Olea europaea var. sylvestris, 684 nucleotides long. RefSeq lists its product as uncharacterized. Lineage: Eukaryota; Viridiplantae; Streptophyta; Magnoliopsida; Lamiales; Oleaceae. The transcript has 3 exons. The coding region runs from base 119 to 655 and encodes 178 amino acids. The record is from RefSeq and is a predicted model, not a curated record.
UGAUUUGACAGUUCAGCAUGUCCAUAAAUGUGUGAACGAUACUUUAGCGAGAAGAUAUCAUGAUUAUAGAUGUAGACUCAAAGAGAAAUAUUUCAAUGGAAAAACAUUAGAUGAUGCAAUGAAGAAUUGUCCAACUGACAUAAAGCAAGAUGAUUGGGACUGGUUGUGUCAAUAUUGGUCUACUCCUGAAUUUCAGAGAUCAAUUACUAAAGACAACACACAAGGAGAAAUAGAACUUUAUUAUGACACUCAUUACAGUGAGAAGAAAGGGUGGGUAAACGAUGAAGCACUAACAAGAUAUGAGAGGAUGCUUCAAAUUAAAGAGCAACUUGUUCCAGAAGGAUCUGAGGCCCCCACUGAACUUGAGAUUUUGCAAGAAGUUUUAGGAAAAUCUAGAGGUUACAUUAGAGGACUUGGACAUGGUCCAAAACCUGCCACAAGCUACUCUGCUCAUUUGACAUUGGUUGAUAUUGAAUCAAUAGCCCUUCGAGAGCAAAUACAAAAGCAGGAGCAAGAACUAUUGGAUAUGCGUGCCAGGCUUUCUCAAAUUGAGGCACUAAUGCAUAAGUUCGUAUCGAAUCAAGUCGACAUAUCUCCACAACAAGCCGAACCAGCAACAAUGUUUAGCAUGCCAACGCCUACUAAUAAUAUAUGAACUAUAAUUUAUUUAUUUAUUUGCUUUAA